This is a messenger RNA of Corylus avellana, 595 nucleotides long. RefSeq names its product PHYTOSULFOKINE 3 PRECURSOR (gene PSK3). Gene Ontology annotation, biological process: cell population proliferation. Gene Ontology annotation, molecular function: growth factor activity. Gene Ontology annotation, cellular component: extracellular region. NCBI's taxonomy places the organism in Eukaryota, Viridiplantae, Streptophyta, Magnoliopsida, Fagales, Betulaceae. The record is from RefSeq and is a predicted model, not a curated record.
UUUGAGACAUUCAUGUGACUUGCACUGUUUGCUUUCUCUGCAUAUAUUUGUUGCCAACAUUUGCCUCCUUCCUCCUUAACCAAAGUUUCAACUCUGUAUUGCUCUCUCUCUCUGUCUCUGUCUCUGUCUCUCAACUCACCAACAAUGAAGAAGCAAUGCUUUUACUCUACUGCUCUUCUCCUCUCCCUUCUACUCCUCCUUUCCACACCAACCAAACAAGGACAAGAGGAAAUGAAGCUCAACCAAGUCACUUCUGGAGAUUCCCUUGUAGAAUCCAUGAAUCAGCUGAUGGGGUUGGAGGAUUGUAAUAGGGGAGAUGAAGAAUGCUUACAGAGAAGGAUAGUUUCAGAGGCUCACUUGGACUACAUCUACACCCAGCACCAUAAGCCAUGAAACCUCCAGGAGAACUAAAAUUCUGUAUCUUUUAAUUUUAAUUAGAGCCCCUUUUUCUCAAUAUCUUAGAAUGUAUUCUACUCGAUUUCUUGAUAACCAACUACAAACACUUGGAGAGUUACUAGAGUGGGCUUGGGGUUAAUUAUAUUUUCCUUAUGAUACAAUGUGACUGUAAAAUAUAUGUGUAGCUGUUUAUAAUUAA